Molecule: messenger RNA, 3243 nt
Organism: Rhineura floridana
Lineage: Eukaryota; Metazoa; Chordata; Lepidosauria; Squamata; Rhineuridae
Gene: PRMT8
Product: protein arginine methyltransferase 8
Exons: 11
Coding region: 1270-2391 (373 amino acids)
Biological process (GO): peptidyl-arginine methylation
Cellular component (GO): plasma membrane
Molecular function (GO): protein-arginine N-methyltransferase activity
Source: RefSeq, a predicted model, not a curated record
UAAAACAUGCCCUUGGGAGCCGGGGCUCUUCAUGAAGGAAGCUGGAAACAAGGAAGGGCGAAGAGAAUAGGAGUCAAGCCGACACUUCGGGUGUGUGUGUGUGUGUGAGAGAACUCCAUCUGUGGGGCCUCAGAGCAGUGGAACCUCCUUCAACAACAGCGAACAGCCCAGCUGGGUGGGAAGGGCAGGAGUUACCAUAGAGACUCCCAGAUACAGCAAGACAUGAGAUGAAUUCUACGAAGCCAGAGUGGAAGGAGUUAAUGGGCUGACCCAUAAAAUCCUUCUCCAGAGAGGCUAGGGUUAAAAGAAAAACAAGGGUUCAUCUGAGGAGAGAGAAUUGGUCUCUUCUCUUCCCUCUUUCCAAAUAUAGAUCUAGAGAGGACGAGAACCGUUUUUGGAGUGUGAGAGAGCAAGAGGGGGACUGGGAAGAGAGUCCCAGCUGGAUGACCGGUAGAUGUGUUGUGGAGAGUUCGUUCCUUACAAUCGAGCUGUCUUGAAAGGGGUAGAGGAGGGAGAUCCAAGGAAGGAAAGGAGAGGGUUAGGGUCUCCGCGCCGUAUUGCCUUCCCUCCGCCUCAAGAACGUAAGGAUGCGCAGCUGACCAAUGCUGGUCGAAGUUCAAUUGAAUCGGAUCUUCUUUCUCCGACCGGCAUAGGAAGGAGAGGACGCCGCAGCCCAGGAAUCCCCGUCUGUUGCCCCCCAGCUUAUCCCGAGAGCCAGCUUGUGGAGGGCAGGGCCAGGGAGACUUGAAAGUAAGCUUGAAAGAAAGGCACACCGAGAGCAACCUGGAUGCCCAGAAGAGGGGGACGGGGCAGCAGAAAGCUUUUCGCCUUGUGGAGUGUGCCAGCUUUCGGGCGAUCUGAAAGGGAGCCAAGUCAAAACCCCAAACCCAUUGACUAGCUCUUAUGGGAAUGAAACACUCGUCCCGUUGUCUGCUCCUAAGGAGAAAAAUGGCGGAGAACGCAGCUGAGGUCGCCGAGGUAAGAGGGCGGCAGUCAUUCCCAAACCCAGGUUUGCACACAUCACUCUGAAGAAGAGCCAAACUUUCCCAGCCCAUUCCACUGGCCUCUUGCUAGUUGGCUCGUGUAGAUCGCUUAUUAGAGCCUAGCCUCGUCACUCCCUCCUGCCGGGGAAAACGAAUCUAAACCGGACCCUUCUCUCUUCGCGUCCCUCGCUGUGAAGCCUCCGCGGUGGCUUCUUCCUAGCUAGCACCAUGGAAACUUCCCAGGUGCUGUGCACUGCCCCUGACAGCAGCUACGAAAGGAUGGUCAAUGGUGUCACAGGUUAGCAGUGGUCCUUCCCAGCCUAAUCUGCCGACAACCAUUUCAAAGCCUAUUCAGUCCAUCAUUCAUGUUCCUUUGCAACCAAGCUGCCCAGGUCGGGGAAAGAUGGCAAAACUCCUGAAUCCAGAAGAGAUGACAUCAAGGGAUUAUUAUUUUGAUUCAUACGCCCACUUUGGAAUUCAUGAGGAGAUGUUGAAGGAUGAGGUGCGGACAUUAACAUAUAGGAACUCCAUGUAUCACAAUAAACAUGUGUUUAAGGAUAAGAUUGUAUUGGAUGUUGGAAGUGGCACAGGGAUCCUCUCAAUGUUUGCAGCAAAGGCAGGAGCCAAGAAAGUAUAUGGGAUUGAAUGUUCCAGUAUAUCUGACUACUCAGAAAAAAUUAUCAAGGCGAAUCACCUGGACCAUAUAAUCACAAUAUUUAAAGGUAAAGUGGAAGAAGUUGAAUUGCCUGUGGACAAAGUAGACAUAAUCAUCAGUGAAUGGAUGGGUUACUCACUUUUCUAUGAGUCUAUGCUUAACACUGUCAUCUUCGCCAGAGACAAGUGGCUGAAUCCUGGAGGACUUAUGUUUCCAGACCGUGCUGCAUUGUAUGUGGUAGCAAUUGAAGACAGGCAGUACAAGGACUUCAAAAUUCACUGGUGGGAGAAUGUAUAUGGCUUUGAUAUGACCUGUAUCAGGGAUGUUGCCAUGAAGGAGCCCUUGGUGGACAUUGUAGACCCAAAGCAAGUGGUGACCAAUGCCUGUUUAAUAAAGGAAGUGGACAUUUAUACAGUGAAAACUGAGGAACUGGCGUUUACCUCUGCAUUUUGCCUCCAGAUUCAGCGCAAUGACUACAUUCAUGCCUUGGUUACUUAUUUUAAUAUAGAAUUUACGAAGUGCCACAAGAAAAUGGGUUUUUCAACAGCACCAGAUGCUCCUUAUACCCACUGGAAGCAAACUGUCUUCUACUUGGAGGACUACUUAAUUGUACGAAGGGGUGAAGAAAUCUAUGGAACUAUAGCCAUGAAACCAAAUGAAAAAAAUGUGCGUGACCUGGAUUUUACAGUAGAUUUGGAUUUCAAAGGGCAGCUGUGUGAAAUUUCUGUAUGUAAUUAUUAUAAAAUGCGCUAACAAGCAACUGUCUUCAAAAGUGAAGAAAAGAGCAGCAAUUCCUGAUCUGCUACAUCUCAACCUGGGAACAAUCACUUCCAGAAAAAACCCUUGAAGGUAUAUGAAAUGGAAAUCUGACUGUCCUUACAGCACAAAGCAUUGGCGAGCUACUGUGAAUGUUAUGCUUGUCUAGGCAAAUUAAAGUGAACAGCCUUCUUUGUAAAACAAACCCGCAACCCACCAUGCAUAUGAACUAUAAAUUUAGGGAUUCUUUCAAGGUUUGCAUGCUGUUUAUAGUCUUCUUACUGAGAAGAUAUUUUACGACAUACUGUUGUGAGUAGAUGGCUGAAUUAUAUUAAAUAUUAAAUUAUAGAAUAUCAUUAUUGCACAGGUUGAAAAUAUGAAUAUUUAUUUUUAAUUAGUUUGUUUCCAUUGAUGUCUAGUUGGGACAACAUUAUAUUACAGUCCUGAACACACAAUGUGCUGAAACCAGACAUGAGCAAAAUCUUUUAAUGAAGCCACAGAAUCUUGUUUGUUCACUGUAGUUUCUGAAAAACGCUUCAACUUGUUAGUCCAAGCUAGGAGGUGAUUUAAAAUAAAUAAGCGGACUACACAGCUACAAGAAUAAUAUUUAUUUUAGGGUUUUUUUCUAUUUCUCUGUUGUAAAAGUGGAUUUUGGUUCCUGAUUCAAUAAUAACAACAGUGAUAACGUUGGAAUUGUCAUUUAUAUUGUGAUAUUUGGAAAUUGCAUGGAAACCUCAAAUUUCACCAUCAGGGUCUUUGAUAUGAUACUUUCAGAACAUUUUAUGAAAUUGUGUAUAUCUUUCUUGCUGUAAACAUGUACUUAAUAAACAAAAGCUCUGUAUUCAUUCA